Caenorhabditis auriculariae is the source of this 6218-nucleotide messenger RNA. NCBI's taxonomy places the organism in Eukaryota, Metazoa, Nematoda, Chromadorea, Rhabditida, Rhabditidae. The record is from the annotation of a GenBank genome assembly.
AUGGCUGACGAAGGUGGCAAGAAGAUGUCCCGAAAGUGAGUUUUCUUUCUGCAUCAUUCGAAAUUGUAUUAAAAUUUUCAGGGAGGCAAAAAAGGCGAAAGCCAAAGCCAGUUUUGAUAAAGAAGUUUUGGCCAUGGGUGGCGUCGUUGACAAUCUUCCUACUGUCAGUGAAUAUGAUGACGGUUUGAAAGGCUGAAAAACAGACUCAGAAGCUUUUUUUACUUCAGAUAUCCCUGCAGGAAUCGGAUCUGGCGCGGAACUUGGAGCACAUUUCACCGUCUCGCAAACGGCGAAAAAUGCGUCUCAGUUGCAGCAAAUUGAAAACAGUAUGGACAUCAAGGUCUUGAAAAGCUUGAAGCUGUUCGUUUGAAUUUUUCUUCCGCUUCAGAUUGAAAAUUUCGAUAUUGCUGCUCAAGGAAAACUUUUGUUCAAUAAGGCGAAUUUAACGAUUGUCUACGGCAGAAGAUAUGGUCUUGUAGGACCUAAUGGGUUGGAAAUUCAUAAAUAUUCCGAUCCUAUAAUUAUGUUCUCUUCAGGAUGGGGAAAACAACGCUUUUAAAACAUAUAGCAGCAAGAAAAUUAGCGAUUCCUUCUCAUAUUGACCUUCUUUAUUGUGAACAGGGUAAGUCGGAAGAAAAAGAAAGUUUAUUGGAAUAUUGUUCAGAAAUCAAGGUCGAUAGCACGUCGGCGAUUGAUACUGUAGUGAAGUCGGACAAGAAUCGAAUGCGACUUCUUGACGAAGAAGCUGCGCUCACGAAACAACUCGAAGAAGGAGACACCACUGUUACGGAACGGUUGAAAGAGGUUUUUAUUUAUUUCGAAUUUCAUAUUCGAGUUAAGGAUAAAAUUGAAAGGAUAUCACAUUCUCAAACAUUUGAAGAGGUUUCAUAAAUUUUUCAAGGUAGCUCUUUUAUAGUAGCUUGAGCUAUGAAAACAAUUUUUUCCGCUUUAAUUUGACAAAAUACAAGCUUCUUAUUUCCCUUAAAAGACACCUACUUAAGCAGUUGCUCAAAAAACUUUUUUUUAAACCUCUCAAUUGAUAUGUUUUUCGUAAAAUAGAAAUAUUCUUCCAGGUAAACGACGAGCUUCGCGACAUUGGCGCUGACGCCGCUGAGCCGAAAGCUCGACGAAUCCUGGCCGGUCUCGGAUUUUCCAAAGAAAUGCAGGAGAAACCGGUCGAGGUUUUCAAGAAAUCAAAGGGAAACUCUGAUUUCAACUCGAUUCUCAGGCUUUUUCGGGAGGUUGGAGAAUGCGUAUUUCCCUGGCGAGAGCUCUUUAUCUCGAGCCGACUCUUUUGAUGCUUGAUGAACCUACAAAUCACCUGGACCUUAAUGCAGUUAUUUGGCUUGACAAGUUGGUAAUGAAAUUCGAAGAAUGUGAAGAAAUCGAAAAAAUUGUUUCCGUUGAAAGGUGGUUGACAAUGUAACAAAAACGAAUCGGAACAUGAAGGAAAAGAUCUGAGAGUUUGACAAAAAAAAAAAAUCAUUUGUGGCACUUCAGCAGCACAUUUACGCUCCAUUGACAAAAAAAAGAUGUAAUUUAUUAGAAAGAAACUUGUUUUUCUUUGCAUGGAUUUGUAAUAAAAAAAAACGGUAAUUUUAAGAUAGAAAAUAUUGAAAAUUAGCCGAAAGCCCUUCAUUGUAGCAGUCUAAACAAGGAAUUUCUACGACCUUUUUUUCUUUUCGAAUAUGAAUGAUUUUUUUAAACUUGAAAAAGAAAAAAAUAAACUCAAUGCACUGAAAAGCUUCCAGUUACCUCCAAACAUGGAAGAAAACCUUGUUGAUUGUUUCUCACGACCAAGGAUUUUUGGACAGCGUUUGCACGGACAUCAUUCACUUGCAAGACCAAAAGCUCUACGAGUACCGAGGAAAUUACAGUAAUAUAAUUUAUGUUUUCAUCUGACUAGAAAAAGAUUUUUUCAGCUUUGUUCAAGAAAAUGUACGUGCAGAAGAUGAAGGAGUUGAUCAAGGCUUUCGACCAACAAGAAAAACGCUUGAAGGCCUUGAAGAAAGAAGGAAAGAGCAGCAAACAGGCCGAAGAGGUUCUCAAGGUAAAGUUUGGUUCGAAAAAGGUUUUUUUUUUCCUAUGAACGCUAAUGAAAGUUCCACUUUUACGUCAACGAUCGACUUUUCCGUUUUCAUUUAUUUUUUUCUGCUGCGAAUCGAUGACUAAGAAAAAAAAAACCGAUUUUAUGUUAGAACAUAUGCAAAUUAUUAAUUUCAACAUUUCUUUCAAGUUUGACAAUUUCUCUAAAGAAAAGAUUAUAAGCAGUCAUAGAAAAAGAAGCACAGUGUUCCAAAAGAGACGGCGGCAAGCGAAAAAAAAAAGGUCGUCGCAAUGGGGCGAAAACGCGAGUUUUUUCUAACGCAACGCGGUGCGGCGCGUGUCACCCUUACAAAAUUUCAUUCACUUUUAAUACGGUUUUUUCUCUUUUUCUUGCAUAUUUUACCAUUCUUUCGUAUUUUUUCACAUCGUAUGUGUUCUUAAAACGUGUUUAUCGCGUUUUCCAGAGAUUUGAAGUGAUUUUCGAUUGUUCUCGUCACAGAAAUUCGCAUUGAAAUGACAUUUUUGAUGAAAACUUAUUUCGCAUGAGAUAUUUCGUUUGUUUUUUUGUUUUAGAAUUUUCAAAUAGACGAAUUCAUUCUUGAAAAUGUCAUUUUGGGUGACAACUUUAUUCGUACAAGCUAUUAUGUAUCUGUUUUUGUUUUAAAACGUUCAAAUAGUAUUUCUUAAGAGAAGUGCUUAGAGCUUUUUCUCAAUUUUCCCUUUGGAAGUUCGAUUUGACGAGUUUUCCUAAAAAACGACAUUUUGGGAGAUAUUUUGAUUUGCAAAAACUUUUUCGUCUCUUUUUUCAUUUAAAUUUGUUUGUUAUAAUUUAAUACACUUUAAAAAUCUUUGAAAACUUGCGAGAACCUAGGAAAAACAUCAUUUAUUGGUCUUUUUCCAACCACUAAAUCCACAAAACUUGACUCUCAUUCCCGCGCCCCUAUUGCAAUAAACCGUGCCGCUGUUGCAGUCAGCCACGCCUACUGACCACAGCUGCCGCUCGUUUGGGAACGCUGUGAGAAGUAUUGAAAUCAGUAUGUCUUAAAUUAAUUUUCCGCGUUUUUUUUAGGGAAGUCAGAAUUUAGCAGAUACGUGUAGAACUUUAUGCAGUGUCUUCAAAUCAUUAAAAUCAACUUGAAUAUUAUCUUUUUUUAUUUAGGGACAAUUGGCGAAUAAGCAAAAAAAAGCUACCAAAGGAAAUGCUGCUUCUUCUUCGAUGGGAGACGAAAGUAAUAUUUUUUCUUUUUUCUUCUUAUUUUCUGUCUAAUUUCUUAGACGAUGCUCCGCCGCCAGAGUUGAUGCAAAGAAUAAAGGAAUAUCAAGUGAAAUUCAACUUCCCCGAAACAACAAAACUCAGCCCGCCCGUGCUUGGAUUGCACAGUUGAUAGACUUGCUAUCGUAUAAUUCGUUUCGAAAUUCAAUUUCAGACGUCACUUUCGCCUACGGAAACCAGGUUCUGUUCAAAAAUAUCGAUUUCGGUGUGGAUAUGGACUCGCGAAUCGCGAUCGUGGGACCGAACGGCGUCGGAAAAUCGACACUUUUGAAGUUACUCAUCGGAAAAUUGGAACCGGUUAAUAAUAGUCAUAACGGAACAUCUCAAAAAUCCGCUUAGCAAUUUUCGAACACAGAAACUAUCAAAAGCUUAAACAAAAAUACCAUGAAAUUAGAGUGAAAAUGAUAAAGCCAAUAAAAAAGUCCUUCAAAAGAUUCUUAGAAAAAAUUAGACUUAUUUCGAAAAAUGUCAUUUUUAAGGUUGCUAAUUUUUUUUUCAUCACCAUCUUUUAUUUUUUUUUAUUGGUGGUAGGAAAAAAACCAGCGAAAUUUCAAACGAUGACUUUUCCGAUUUCAUGUCGCUAGAGAACUUUCCGACUCCGAAGUUUCCGACUGGAUAAUUUUUCCGUUUUUCCAUUUUGAAUCUUCCUAUAUAGAACAAGUUGGUGAUUCAAAAAAAAAAAAAAAUGAAUAUAUGUUACAUAAACCGAGAAAUAUAAGGGAAAAAAAUCGGAAAGGUCGCCGUCAAAACUCGCUGAUUUUUUUUUCCUAAAACUUUCUUAUGAUCCUAUUUCUCAUUUUUACGUCCCAAGAAACACCUUAAUCAUAGAAAAAAAAGGCGAAAUCGCCCGUUUGCAAAUUUUUUUACGCUAAAUGUUUUGUGACUUGAAAAAUUCGAACAUGUCAGCGCUCUUUUUUCCCUCGCCGGCGUGGUCAUAAAAAAAUGAUAAUGGCUAAUAAACACGGAAGUUCAGAGACUUGUGACGAACUUUGCUGUUUUUUGAGAACAUUCAAAGAGAAAAUUACAAGAGUUUUUCAAUAAGUUUGCGAUUUUUUUAAAUAUUUUUGAACAAAAAUAGAAAUUUUUUUCUUUCAGCAAAGCGGUGAGCUGAGGAAACACCGAACCUUGAAAAUCGGAUGGUUCGAUCAGCACUCCAACGAGGCUCUGAAUGGCGACCAGACACCUGUCGAGUACCUGUGCGUCAAAUUCAAAAUUGCAUAUGAGGUAAUUAGAAAAGUGGAAAAUAAUGUCUUCCGUCCUUCCUUCUUCUUGUCUCCAUACCUUUGUCCGAGCUUUUUUUGCAGCUUUCCGGUUGUUUUGAAAAUAAUUAUGCAUCCUGAAUUUUUCAGAAUAAGCGAAAAGCCAUGAGUGGACAAGUCGAGAAACCAAAAGAUUGGGAAGAGGUGCUGACAAAAACUGUUUGAAAAGAAUGGUGUGAUGAAAGUAUUCUAGGUUUUCUUUUUGAAGGAUAGCUGCAACUUUUCAGAAGGGAGUCUCGUUAAAACUUUUUUCAUAUAGUUUUUGAAGAAAAAUAGAAAACGCAGAAAAAAAAAAGAGAAAUUAAUGUUUUUUUUAUUGCUAUUUUAAGUUCUUCAAACGAAAAAAAGUUUCAGAAAGAGUUUUUAUCACAAACUUGAUACUCUUGUCGGCCAAGAUCACCGUCUUCACUGACUUUCAACUUUCACAUUUUUAAGGCGGCCAGAAAACAGCUGGGAACGACCGGAUUGGCUAGCCACGCGCACACGGUCAAGAUCAAGGAUCUGUCUGGAGGACAAAAGUCUCGAGUUGCUCUUUGUGAACUGGCUCUUGGCGAACCGGAUAUUUUGAUUUUGGUAGUUAAUCAUAGGCGAAAUUGUCGAAGAAGUUGACUUGAGGACGAGCCUACGAACAACUUGGACAUAGAGUCGAUUGACGCCUUGGCACAGGCCAUCGGAGAGUUCGAGGGCGGAGUUUUGAUGGUGACCCACGACGAGAGGCUCGUUCGGGCCACUAACUGCGCUCUGUGGAUAGUCGAAAGCCAGGUCUGUUUCGGCGAAACUUGAAGGAUAAAGGAGAAUUAUCGGAAAUAAAGCUGAUUUAAGGCUGGCUUGAGCCAUCGUAAAAAGGUUCCUGACACGAUAAGAAAAGAGAAAUUUCCUUGUUGGCGAAGAGCGCAGUCAGGCCACGCCCCCUAACGUCCCAAGCUAGCCGUGAAUCAGCUAUAAUACUAUUCUUGCAAAAAGAAAAUAUCAAAGUUAUCUAGUUGAUUUGUGCUAGAUUCAUGAAUGGAUGUAUAAAAUUAAGACUUUAUCAAAUUUACUAAGCAAAUUUUUCGAAGAUGAAGGAACUGGUAUAUUGUAGAAAUAUUGCUUGUAGGUCGAUUCGAAAUUUUCAUAGAAAUGUGGUUAAGUUUGCAUUAUUCCUAAGAAAAAAAUUUAAGAUUUUUUUAACCGUAAAUGGUGUAUUUGGGACGGCUUUGUGAUUUUUAAUAUGUAAAAUAUAAAUUUAUAUGAACAGUUCCGUUUGAAUCUAAACUAUCUGGUUUACCGAGGAAAUUUUGUUUGUGGAUCAAGUUAGAAUUUACUUAGCGUGAUCACCUGACUAUGGAACUUUAUUUUUUUUUUGGAAGCUGCUCAAAAAAUUCGAAAAGAAAAGACAAAAUGAUAGACGACUUUUUCAUCAAUGACAAAAAUGAGAUUCAGAAAAUUGUCCGAUUCUUCGUUCGUUGCUAACAUUUGAGAUUACAUCAAACUUUUUCAAAGAGAAUCUGAACCGUAAUGAUUUAAAUAGAGAUUUCUUUUUUGUGCAAAAUGGACUCAAAAGAAGUUUGAAGGGCGUCUCUGAAAUCGAUGGCGACUUUGACGACUACAAGAAGGAAGUUCUGGAUGCCUUAGGCGAGACGUUGGCUGCCAAGAACUAG